Triplophysa rosa is the source of this 14604-nucleotide messenger RNA. RefSeq names its product vacuolar protein sorting 13 homolog D (gene vps13d). Gene Ontology annotation, molecular function: protein binding. Gene Ontology annotation, biological process: mitochondrion organization; protein retention in Golgi apparatus; protein targeting to vacuole. The transcript is spliced from 70 exons. The coding region runs from base 622 to 13800 and encodes 4392 amino acids. Lineage: Eukaryota; Metazoa; Chordata; Actinopteri; Cypriniformes; Nemacheilidae. Gene Ontology annotation, cellular component: extrinsic component of membrane. The record is from RefSeq and is a predicted model, not a curated record.
GGUUUCAGGAAGUGUUGCACUGUUUCACUUUGACAUGAUGGAAGUUUGAGCUGAGCGAAGAGGAUUGAAGUACAACAAAUGGUUGCCUAUCAGAUCGCGUUUCGCAAGACCGAGACUUCGGAAAAACGUGGAGCUAAACUACGAACUGUGUGACCAGUCACUCUGUCCACCUGUACGUCAUAUUGUCAAGUUAGCAGGCAGUGCUAAAGGACGAGCGCUCGAGCUAACGUUACAUAUAACUUUUUCCCGUGUGUCACUGCCUGGGAUUUGUGCUGUUUUCUCGCCGUAUUUUGUUUUGUUUAGGCUUUGUCUGACGGUUGUCAGCUCCCGUGUGUAGUUAAACAGCGGAAUUUUAAUUUAACAUUGGCCAGAAAGGACACUUUCUAUUCUCAGAGCGUGACUUUGUAUUGUUUGGACCACACCGGGGAACGUCAAGAGUUAACUUGAUUUGGAUUGAAAUGCUCCUAGACUGCGGCUGACCUGGGAACAGAGUACCGGAGGUACAGUAUCAUGACAAUGACUUCACAUGACUGGAAUAAACGCUAACUGUUAAGGCGCUCUUCAUUGCCUACAAGGAAUUACUUGGACUACUAGCCCAGCGCACACUCUUCCCUUCCUAUAAUGUUGGAAGGACUUGUUGCCUGGGUGCUCAACACAUAUCUUGGCAAAUAUGUCAGCAACCUUAACACUGACCAGCUCUCCAUUGCACUUCUUAAAGGUGCAGUCGAGUUGGAGAACCUUCCACUACGAAAAGAUGCUCUCAGAGGAUUUGAUCUGCCCUUUGAAGUCAAAGCAGGUGUCAUUGGGAAGAUCACCCUUCAGAUCCCCUUUUACCGACCACACAGUGACCCAUGGGUCAUCUGCAUGUCCCAGCUGAACCUGAUAAUCGGCCCAACCCCCCCACAGGAAUAUGAUGAGGUGAGAGAAAGAGAAGCUGAGAGAGAGCAGAAGAAACAGCUGCUAAAGGCUCUAGAGGACAAGUGGAAGAGUGAAUGUGAACAGAAGGGAGAAUCUUAUUGGUACUCUGUCACUGCCUCUGUUGUCACCAGAAUCGUUGAAAAUAUUGAGCUGAAGAUUCAAGGUGUUCACUUACGAUUCGAGGAUGAUUUAUCCGAUCCUAACAAACCUUACGCUUUUGGAGUUUGUAUCAAGAAUGUAUCUGCACAGAACUGCACCAAAGAACCAGCUCAGAAGCUUAUGCGGCAAAAAGAGCUGGAAAUCAGUGAAUUUAGUGUCUACUGGGACACAGAGUGCAGUAUGUAUGGGAACCUUUCCUCAGCAGAAGUACAGGAGCAGAUGAAUAAAUGUAUGCAGAGCCGAGAGCAUCAGUAUAUAUUUGAGCCAGUUUGUGCCUCUGUUUUGGUGAGGAGGAACGGCUCUAAAGAGCCGUUACGAAGUCGUCAGACGCCACGCAUUGAAGGCCAAGUGCAGCUGGAACCUCUCUCUCUUCGCUUGUCACAGGUUCAGUAUCAGCAGAUCAUGGCAUUCCUUAAAGAGCUGGACCGUAGAGAAAGGGAAAUUAUUUUCCGACAGUGGAGGCCUAAACUUCCCAUCUCUGGAAACUGUCGACAGUGGUGGAUGUUUGCCAUUAAUGCCAACCUGAAUGAGAUCAGGGACCAGCGCAGACGGGGGAGCUGGGAUUUUGCUUUGCACAGGGCACGUGAUGCCAAUCUCUACACUAAUUUAUAUGUCCAGAGGCUUAAGGGAGUUACUUUGAGUUCACAGGAGGAGAAUGAGUUGGAGAGGAUUGAAGAUGAACAGACACUGGAGGAGUUGCAGAUUCUCAGGGAAACGGUUUAUGUAUCCUUCCGCAAGCAGGAAGAAAUUGCAGAGAGUGUUCGAGAACCUAUCAACGAGCCCCCGGCUACCACUACCCCAGGAUCCAUCCCUAAAAGUGGGAGUUCUGGGAUGAUCCAGUACCUGCAGUCCUGGUUUCCGGGUUGGGGUGGUUGGUAUGGGGGUGCUGAAAGAGGACCAGAUGGACAGCCAGUUCCAGAAGACCUUUUACCAGGAACUGAACAGUGGGAAAUUCUAGCUGAGACAGAUGAUCUCUUCGAUCCUUUGGAGGAUUCGCAAACACUGAAUACCUUCACAAGAAGGGAUCACGUCUUUGCACGGCUGGACUUUGCUCUAGAGAAGGCAUCUGUCACUUUGUACCAUCAGAACAAAAUGAAACCUCAUUUGAGUGAGAGUGGAGUCAUUCAGCUGGAGUUUUCAGGUGUGAAGAUUGGGAUUGAGUCUCUACCUCGCUCAGAGUCCUCUUUACUCUGUGUAAAGCUUGGUGGGCUUUUUCUCCGUGACCUUUUUACCCAGGGUUCCAUCUUUCCUGUCCUUGUUUCACCAAAAACGGACAAUGUUGUUGUUGUUGUCAGUCAACCGUUAGGUCAGACUAAUAGCACAGAAAUGAACAGUCUGGCCUCUGACGUGGAGCCCUCAGCACCUCCUGUCUUUGAGAUGAUUUACGAACGCAAUCCAAUAAGGAGCAAAUUUGAGAGGAGACUAGAAGUCAAUACCAGCCCUCUCAAUAUCAUCUAUAACCCUCAGGCUAUCAAGAAAGUGGCUGAGUUUUUCUACAAAGGAAGAGUCCACACAUCAGGGUUCGGAUAUCAGUCAGAGUUAGAGUUGAGGGUGGCGGAAGCUGCUAGAAGGCAAUACAACAAGCUGAAGAUGCAAACCAAAGCAGAAAUCAGACAAACUAUUGAUCAGCUGCUAGUUGGAGAGUUUAUUGAGAACAGUAAGCACUGGACUAUGAAAUUGGAUAUAUGUGCUCCCCAAGUCAUCUUCCCAGAUGAUUUUCAGUCUGAAGACCCCAUGCUAGUGGUGGUGGACCUUGGACGUAUACUUCUCACAAAUUCUCAAGAGGAAAAUAAAACAAAUCCCAAGACCUCUCAGACAGAAGGGGAGAGCGAUGAAGAGUUCAAGACGCCAUUAGCAACACCUCCUGGAUCUCCACCACCAGAGCAAGAUGUUUAUAUCAAAGGUCAGGAGAGGCCCUGUGACAUCACCAGCCUUAAAUCAGCAGAAGGUGCCCAAAUCGUCAACAGGAACUUGUACGAGAAGUACUCGUUAUCUUUCAAUGACCUCCAGAUCAUGGUCGGUCACUAUAAAGACAACUGGAAGCAUCUACAGGAAAGUGAAGUGGGACCCACUCAUGUGGUUGAAAAAUUCAAUGUGCUAUUGGAGCUAGAACAGAGACUGCGAUACACAUCAGACCCUCAGUUUCCAGGGGCUGUUCUCUCAGGAACCCUACCAGACCUCAAAGUGCACAUCAAUCUGGAGAAAAUGACCGCUCUUAGAAGCUGCCUGGCCAGACUUAGUAGCUCAGGGGCAGAUGGAAGUGACAUGAAAGGAGAAAAUCUCAGAUCUCCUGACCCUCUAAUACUUCGUCACGAGAAGAUCUUUCAAAGGGAGGAUAGUGAUUGGAAACUCCAGGGUUCUGAUAAAAGUCUCACAAAGAGCGUGAUGGCGCUUGAGCAACAUACCCGAGAAGUACUUGUGGAGUCGAGACUUCUUCUCGCUCAGUUUAAUAUCAACUACAUGCAGCUUGGCAUUGAAAGCGGCGGGCGGUAUAUUUCUGUUCUGAAGGUGUUUGGAACAAAUGCACAUUUUGUAAAGCGGCCUUAUGAUGCUAUGGUUUCUCUCACAGUCCACGGUCUAUAUCUUGUUGACACGUUGCAGACAUAUGGAUCAGACUUUGACCUUCUUGUGGCAUCUCAUAAACACCUAAGUUUCGAUGUACCAACCGGAAGUCUACGAGAAAGCCAGCCCACAUCACCUGUCUCACCAGACGGUAAAUCUCCAGAACUGCCAGGCUUACACAGGAACUCCUCAGAUAUUGCAUUUGACAAAGUAUCUCCACGAGGCUCUCCCCUGAGAGACCACGAGGCUCUUAUUAAAUUGGAAUAUCAGUUUGUUAGCUCGGACUGCCCCUCAAUGACCUUGGAUAGCUCCCUUCAGGUCACCAGCAUGCAAGUCAACAACUUGGAUAUUAUCCUCAACCCUGAAACCAUAGUAGAGCUACUGAAAUUUCUCCAACAGUCUUUUCCCAAAGAAGAAACCCCUCCAACACCACAGCUAACACCACUGCCUAAUGGAGAAGACCAUGAAGAGACCUAUCAAUCCACAUAUGACCAAAACAAAGAGUUAACUGUGGAAAUCCACAGGUUGAACUUGUUGCUCUUGCGCACUGUGACAACUGGAACUGUUCUGGGAGGUGAGAAGAAGGGCAUGAAAAUUGCUACCGCCAGUAUAAACGGAACUAAAGUCAACGUUUCCAUGGGAAGCCGAUUGGAUGUCAAUGGCUCUCUAGGAUGCAUUCAGCUUGUAGACUUGACUCAAGAAGGUGGCAGAAGUCAGUUUGUGGUCAGUAUCGGGAGUCUGGAAGACAGCCUCUCGACAGACGGCGUGGCAUUCUUUCCCAGCACUGGUGUGACGCCCUCUGAAGCUUUGAGUUUCCACUUUUUGGAAAAGUCUCAGGGAGAAUGCUUCCUUCAACUCCAAAUGGCAUCUCUACACUAUAACCACUCAGCAAAGUUUUUGAAGGAACUCAGUUUAUCAGCAAAUGAAGUCGAAGAAAAUUUUCGUUCAAUGUUGAAGACUGCAGCUACAAAAGUCUCGACCGUAUUGGCAACAAAAACAGCAGAGUACAGUGGUAUGGUGUCUCUUUUUGACACUCCAUGCAGAAGACCCAGAAGACAGAGUCAGUCUCACUGGACAAUUGACCCUUUUGAGGAUGAAGAUUUCCCUGCCCCUGAAAAGGAACCAGGUCUGGAUUCUUUUCUGGUCAAAUUGACCCUAGACGUCAGUAUAGAAUCCCCUGUUGUGUCUAUUCCAAGAAAGCCUGGCCAUCCUGAGCUUCUUGUCGGACACUUAGGGAGCAUACGGAUUCAAAACUUCAUUACAGGGCAAGACUUGGAGGGAGAGAAACUGCAAGUUGAAGUAAAGGAUAUAAGACUGUAUUCAGUCAACACGAGUAAACUGGUUUUAAGAAAAGAAGCACGGCUUAAUAGCAGCUCGACCUCUGGACACUCACCUUCUCAUAGCAGCAAUAUUAAUCCGAAUGAGCCACAGUUUACACGCCAUGACUUCUUUGAAUACUUGAGCCUGGGAAAAGCAUUUCAUGUUUUGAAAGAUGCCACCAUCCAGCUGACUGUUGAGAAAGUCGCCAUUGAUGAAAACUCACAUUUUAGCUUUUUGUUAUGUGAAGAACCUUACCAGAGCACUGGGCUACUGAAAGUUGAAGGCAGAUUUGUCAAUGCUGUCCAGGUGUGUCUAUGCAAGCCUGUGUAUGAACAAGUUCUUCAAACCCUCGACAAUCUUUCCUUCAUCGAGGAUCAGCGAGUAACGCCCAGUCAGCCACCCACACCUCCGCCUCCCACACCCUCCUCAACUAAACCACACCGCUUCCCUGAUCUACAGGGAGGGCUGUUUGCCCGCGACCCCCCUCAUGGUGGCCUCUCAUACUCCUCAUUGUCGUCCUGUCUUUCAGCAUCACUUCCACUGCAGAGCGACAUCCCCCCUCUCCAGCCUCCCUCCUUUACCCAAGUGAGAGCCAUCUUCAGGGUCUCUGAGCUGCAAGUGCAGUUGUGUGGAGACCUCAGUCAGGGCUCUCAAGGCCUGGUCACCCUGCGCUUCCAAGACCUGGAGGGAGACUUUACCAAAGAUCAUCCUCAUUCCAUGUCUAUUCAACUAGCACUUCACUCCUUGUUAAUGGAAGACCUGCUAGAGCCCAACCCAGAAUCAAAGUACAAAUAUCUCAUGGUAUCCAGAGGUGCUCCAAAACCCUCCACCUUUAGUCCCAAAGAAUACCUAUCACAGUCUUGCCCGACAGCAUCCAGUGUUCUAUACCCAGAAAUGCCUCGUUCUCUUCCGGCACAAUUUGAAGAGGCACAGAAUGUCUUCCAGUUUUAUCAGAGGCAUCCCAGUACGCCUUCCGCAUCCAGUCGAAAGAGCAAGAAAGAUGCCGAGUGCCCCAGCACCCCUCCACCAUCACCGUCCCGACAAACUCCGUCUCCCCACCCACGGGCAGAUUUUGAUGACUCUCUGGUACAUAUCAAUAUGCUUAUGGUUGAUAGGCGGCACCCUAAGUUUAAGACGCGAUAUGGUAGUAUCGGUCGAAGUGUGGACGUGGACUUCAACUGCCUUGAUAUUCUCAUCACACUGCAAACGUGGGUUAUGAUUCUAGACUUUUUUGGGAUUGGCUCAACUGCUAAUAACCAUGCUGUGAAAGUGCCUUCUACCAUACCUCAGCCAACACCCGAACACUCGCUGCAAAAUAGCACUCUCAAUGAUCUGGAAGAUUUUUAUUCGGAGAUUGAGGAAAAAGUCAAUACUAAGAUUGAUUUAAAGAUUCACUCUUUAUCACUGGUACUGAGGAAGAAGACCAAUGAGCUUGCCAAAGCAAAUGUUUCCAAAUUAUUGACACAUAUAGAAAUGAUUGAUGGAGAUCUGGCAUUGCAAGGAAGUCUGGGAAGUUUGUCUCUUAGUGAUUUGACCACUCACGGGGAUCUAUACAGAGAGCGUUUCACAACAAGGGGUGGAGAGGCCCUUGUCUACAACAUAUACAAGUAUGGGGAACCAGACGUCUGCCUGCAGCGGGAAUAUGAUAUGAAGGUGUCUCUUCUGAUGGCCUCAGUACAGUAUGUUCAUACCCAGCGUUUCCAGGCCGAGGUUGUGGCCUUCAUCCAACACUUCACUCAGCUACAGGAUGUCCUCGGCAGGCAGAGAGCAGCAGUCGAGGGUCAGGCAGUGUGUGAGCGCCCACAGCGAGCUGCUCGUGUACUGCUGGACAUCGAGGCAGGUGCUCCUGUCCUCUUGAUCCCUGAAAGCUCCCGCUCCAACCGCCUCAUAGUGGCCAACCUGGGCCAACUCAAAGUGCGUAACGGCUUCCUGCCUGCUGGCACCCAUGGCACCUUCUCUCUCAGAGAUAAGGUAGAGAAACUUACCAUGGCACAUACCUUUUUUCCCUCUCUGGAUCGCGUAAAGGAUGCCCAGUUCGCCUCUGAAAAACCAUCUGAAAAAAGCAAAGCUUCAAACUCAAGUAAAUCUUCUGGAUUUACCCUUGGCAGACCCCAGCCUGGCCUCGGAAGCAUCCCUGAAGCAGAUGUACUAUCAAGUCCAGAAGACCACGUGUGUUUGCUGGACUGUAUAUCUCUGGACCUGCAGGAGAUGGACAUAUUUGCAGCAGAGCGGUUGCCUUGUGAGCCUUGGGACAGUGUUGGGAAACAUCUGGAUACAGACUUGGUCUUCCCAUCUUAUUCGGUGCGCAGAAGCGGUUCGAGUCUGCUGAAGGAGCGCUGCCAUCUGAAGCUGAAAGUAGAGCGUAACCUUGAUAAGGAAUUGAGUCAUGCUGUCCCAGACAUGACCAUCCAUGGUAGCCUGUCUUCUGUCCACUGCUCCCUGGACCUGGAGAGGUACCAGCUGAUCCGCGGCCUCCUGGAGCACAACCUGGGAGAGCCUGUGGAGGAGUUUCUGAGGCCUUACAAUCUACAGGACCCUAGCAAUUAUACUGUGUUAAGUGGUGAUGUGUACACAAGUCUUUCCCUUCUGGUCGACAUGAAGGAUGUCAGUCUGGAAUUAUUGGACCACCAAAAAUCCACAGGUCAUAACCACUCCUUGGCCAGGUUCGAUUUUAUGAAAUCUAAGCUCCUGUUUGAGAGCUUCUCCAAUAGCUCCAAGUCUGUGAACCUGGUGUCUCAUUCACUGCUCGCUCAUGACACUCGAUUCACCGGGUGCAAUGGUCCUACAGAGGGGAAGCAGAAUGUGUUCGAUUGCAUUUUGCAGCCAUCCAAAACUGGCAACAACAGAGCUUCUUUGCAGCUGGAGCUACAUUACAGAUCUACACGGGAGUCCUCACACUUCACUGUGGUUUUAAACAACCUGCGAGUCUUUCUCAUCUUUGAUUGGCUGCAGCUGGUGAGUGACUUUCUGCACAUGCAUGUGGACAAAGAGGCGGCACCUACCCAUCAGCGCUGGCCUAGUGGCAGCAGUGACAUUGGAAGCACGGGGGCUGUCAUGCCCAAAACGGUCAAGAGCGGUGUUGUCACUAAGCGAACCACCGUGCCGGUCAUUCAAGAUAAACACCUGGAGGUUAAGAUCAAUGUGACAGGGACAGAGUUUGUGGUCGUGGAAGAUUCUUCAUGUUUGGAUACCAAUGCUAUCAUUCUGAAAGGCACCACUGUGCUUACAUAUAAGCCGCGACUUCUGGACAGGCCUUUCUCGGGCAGUUUGGCUGGCAUAGAGGUGUUCUCCUGUCGGCUGGGCAGUGAGCAGGAAACAGCAUUGUCCAUCAUCGACCCUGUCAAUGUGCAAAUGGAGCUCUGUGGGAGUCCAACAUACCAGAGCAGCACAGGACUCCUUGAUGCCUUUAACAUUGAAGACUUUCCACCCCUCCUAGAGAUCCAGUUUCCUGCUCUGGACAUCCGUCUCUCCUACAAUGAUGUUCAGCUAUUCUUGGCGAUAGCUAAGUCCAUUCCCACAUCAGCAUCAGCUGGCCCUUCAGACACCAACACAGAGACUGCGUCACCCACUGCCAGCACGGACAAACCAAAGGACAGUUUCACACGCAAGACAGAGGCCUUAGUGGAAGGUCAGCUCAAGCGGUUACAAGACCUCGGGUUUAGAAAGGAAGACUGCAGACGGGCCCUCAUUCACUGUAAAGGUCAGCUGGACCAAGCGGCCACAUGGCUGUGGGAGAACGCAGAAAGCAUGUCUGGACGAAACAGAGCCAACUCCGACUCAAGCAGCCAUUCGACUCCUCCUCUCUCUGGUGUGGAGGUGAAGGCCGACAGCGUGUGUAUCUGCUUCAUCGAUGACUGCCUGGACCGUGACGUCCCUCUAGCAGAGCUCACCUUCUCACGUCUGUCUGUUCUCCAGAGGAUUGGAUCUAUGCAGGAAGGAAAGGCUAGUUUUACACUUUCUGGAGAUUAUUACAACAGAGAACUUUCAGGCUGGGAGCCGUUCAUCGAGCCCUGGCCAUGUUUCCUGAAUUGGCAGAGGCAGGCGGCAGGCCGGCUCCAUCCUCCUCGCUUGAAGAUCGGACUUCGAGCCAAGCAGAGGCUGGAUGUCAACAUCACCACUGUCUUACUGGAGCAGUACAGCACCACCAAGACUUCGUGGUUAGCAGAUUACUGCAAGGAAGACGAGCAGCCGCCACAGUCCUCCACCGCCCUGUCCUGGAUGGGAUCGUCGGUGGACCCCCCCUCUUUUGGCCAGAGUCUUCCUCUUGCCAACCUUAGAACUAGAAGCUCUACCAGCUUGACUUGUCUCGAGCAGCAGAUUCAUGCCCGAGCGGAUGUCAAGCAUUCCAAAAGGAGACAGCCAUUUAUUCCUUAUGCCCUACGGAAUCAUUCUGGCUGUACUAUGUGGUUUGCUACGCUCACUACCACACCAACCAGAGUGGCGCUGUCCCACAGCAGCAGUGCUGACUCGAUAUCUGACCUGCAGGGGUCUGGGACAGAUGAUACACACAAUGUCAGCCAGUGGAGAGAAGUGUUGCCUGGGGAGGAGAUCCCGUUUGAGUUUGAAGCUCGUGAGAAACUGAGACACAGACACACCCAUGAGCUGAAGCUGCACCAGCUGCUGGUGCGUGUUGUGGGCUGGGAGCAGGUGAAGCCAGUGUCAGUGGACAAAGUCGGAGUGUUCUUCCGCUACGCUGCCCCUGAUCGAAACAACCCCUCAAGCACUGUUGGAAGCCCUAUCAGCAGAACAAACAUCAUACACCCUCAUGUAUACUUCUCAGCCUUGCCGCCCGUCCGAGUGGUUUUCUCCAUUACAAUGGAGGGCAGUGCACGUAAAGUCAUCACAGUCCAGUCUGCACUUACAGUGAAGAAUCGCCUUGAAGUCCCCAUGGAAGUUCGACUAGACAGUCCGUCUGCACCAGACAAACCUGUUGUCCUACCACCUAUCCUGCCUGGAGAAGCUUUGGCCAUCCCUCUCCAUCUGACCUCUUGGAGGCUGCAAGCAAGACCUAAAGGCUUAGGGUUGUUCUUCUGUAAAGUGCCUGUCCAUUGGACCACCGUGGAGAGACCUGGUGAGGUCAGCAGCAGCAAGAGGGAGUGCCAGUCGGCAGACUUUGAUGAGCAACUCAAACGGAGCUUCAGGUUUUGUGUUGUCAUUAAGAAAGAAAACUACCCUGAACAGCAGCCUGCCAAAAUUGUGGCAGGAAGUGCAAAACAGAUUUACCGCCAACCAGGUCACACUAUCUGUCUGCUGCCAACCCUGGUGCUGACUAACCUUCUGCCCUGUGACCUCAACUACUACAUCAAAGGCACAUCAAUAAAGGGAACCAUGAAACCGGGCAAAGAGGCAGUGCUACACGCCGCAGACACAUCACAAAACAUAGAAUUAGGUGUACUUCUGGAGAACUUUCCUGUGUGUAAAGAGCUGCUCAUCCCUCCUGGUACACAAAACUACGUGGUGCGCAUGCGGCUAUACGACGCACAAAAGCGGAUGCUCUGUCUCACCAUUCGUAUUAUUCUUCGAGCCCAAGGAGCGCUAAAAAUCCUCAUAUCUGCUCCCUACUGGCUCAUUAACAAGACUGGGCUGCCUCUGAUCUUCCGUCAGGACAAUGGGAAAACCGACGCAGCUGGGCAGUUUGAGGAGCACGAGUUAGCCAGAAGUCUGAGCCCUCUGCUCUUUUGCUACACUGACAAAGAACAGCCCAACAUGUGCACCAUGCGGAUUGGUAAAGGGAUCCAUCCAGAUGGUGUUCCAGGUUGGUGUCAGGGUUUCUCUUUGGAUGGAGGCAGUGGAGUAAGAGCAGUCAAAGUCAUUCAGCAGGGGAACAGACCUGGACUCAUCUAUAAUAUUGGAAUAAACGUGAAAAAAGGGAAGGCACGUUACCGUGACACCCACAUUGUGACCUUCGCCCCAAGAUAUCUGCUUGACAAUCGAUCAUCUCACAAAUUAGCCUUUUCUCAGAGGGAAUUUGCCAGAGGAAAGGGCACUGUAAAUCCAGAUGGCUACAUCUCAACCCUGCCAGGCUCUAGUGUGGUGUUCCACUGGCCCAGAAAUGACUAUGAUCAGCUUCUCUGUGUCCGGCUCAUGGAUGUACCCAACUACACCUGGUCUGGAGGUUUUGAGGUCAACAAGCCCAAAUCUUUCCACAUCAACAUGAGGGACAUACUGGGGAACUGUUUCUUCUUACGUGCUGAGAUUUCUUUGAAAGGGGCAACACAUCACAUCUCUUUCAGUGACACUGACCAGCUGCCUCCACCCUUCCGCAUAGAUAACAUCUCUGAGGUGCCUAUCCAGUUUUGGCAACAUGGCGUGGCUGACAUCAGGCUACACACCGAAGUAAAACCAGGAGAAUCGCUAGACUACGCCUGUGAUGAACCCAUUCUUCCCCCUUACAUCACUCUCACUGUGAAGGGAGCCGGAUCUUCAGAGGUGACCGCUGAAAUGAACUCCUUCAGAGAGUACAACAAACUCUACUACGAGAACUUCAUCUACAUUGCGGCAUCCUUCACAUUCUCAGAAGAUGCAGGAAAGAGGCCAGUGGGGAAGAACCGGGAUGUAAGCUGUGCUGAACUGGUGCUGGAUAUAGAGACCAAAACACAGAGGGUCAUUCUGAAGAAGAAGGAGCCUGGUAAGCGCUCCCAGCUGUGGCGGAUGACGGGAACAGGAAUGCUUUGUCACGAAGGCUCCUCUCCUCCUCAGAGUAAACCUUCUCAGCCUCGACCCCUCUCUUCAUCUUUAGUGCUUGACAUCGCCGAGCUGGCUGCAGUAACAGACAACAGCUAUGAGCCUCUGAUGUUGAGACGGCCAGACAACCGCCGCAGCACCACCCAGACAUGGCACUUCAGCUCCGGCAUGUUGACCUGUGGUUUAUCCAGACUGGUCGUUAAGGUAAAGGGAGGAGUUUCAGGGCUGUUCGAUGGUGCUGAGGUGGUACUGGGUCCAGACUCUUUUGAUGUGGUGCCGGCACCAGAGCAACAAUUUAUCAACCAGAAAAUGAGGCCUGGCUCAGGGGUGCUGUCUGUACAGGUCCUGCCCGAUGGGCCCACGCGAGUACUACAGAUCAGUGAUUUUAACCAACGCCGCAUGAAUAGACUUUCUCCUAGCACGGAGGAAAGCCAGAUUAAAGAGAGUACAGAAUCGCAAGUUCAUGAUGAGGAACUCGAGGUGUUAGUGAACCUAGAGGAGGGAGUGGGCCUAUCGCUAGUAAAUAAAGUCCCUGAGGAACUGUUGUUUGCCACCCUGUCUGGCAUUGAUCUGCACUUCACCCGCACUGCUGCCAGCGAGGUGUUAGAACUUACAGUGAGAGACAUUCAGGUGGAUAACCAGCUCCUGGGCACCACUCACCCUGUGAUGCUGUGUGUGACUCCAGCGUCCAACGAAAGCAGUGCUGUGGACUCAGGCCCUGCUCUGCAGGUCAAUGCGGUUAAAGUUCCAAGCAACCUCAUGCUUACAGACCUUUUUAAGCAUCUGAUGGUCACAGCGCGCCGCUAUACAGUCAUCAUUGAGGAGAAACUUUUGUUGAAGCUGCUCACGUUCUUCGGCUACGGACAGGCAGAGGAGUUGGAAAAGUUGGACGAAAACCUCCACGAGAAAGCCAGCGAAGAUGCAGGAACCCCAAAACGCUAUUAUUUUGAGAACUUGAAGAUCAGUCUCCCUCAGGUCAAACUGAGUGUCUUCACCUCUCAUAAGUUGCCCCCUGACCUCAAGGCCUUGAAGGGAAUACUGGGGUUCCCACUCAUUCGGUUUGAAGAUGCAGUCAUUAACAUGUACCCCUACACUCGGGUCCACCCCUAUGAGACGCAGGAGAUGGUUAUCAGUGACAUCCUUAAGCACUUCAGAGAGGAGCUGAUCAGUCAGGCAGCCCAGAUCCUGGGCUCAGUGGACUUCCUGGGCAACCCUAUGGGGCUACUGAAUGAUGUCACAGAGGGCAUGAAUGAACUCAUCAAGUAUGGCAACAUCGGAGGACUUAUCCGCAGUGUGACACAUGGUGUUUCCAACUCUACAGCCAAGUUUGCAGGUACCUUUGCUGAUGGACUGGGUAAGACGAUGGACAACCGCCAUCAGACUGAACGAGAGUACAUUCGCUAUCAUGGAGCCACCAGCGGAGAGCACCUCGUGGCAGGGAUUCACGGUCUUGCUCAUGGUAUUAUUGGUGGCCUUACCAGUGUCAUCACUUCCACGGUGGAGGGAGUGAAGACCGAGGGUGGCGUCAGUGGAUUCUUCUCAGGUCUUGGGAAGGGAUUGGUUGGCACGGUGACAAAGCCGGUUGCAGGAGCUCUGGAUUUUGCUUCGGAAACGGCUCAAACUGUCCGUGACAUGGCCAGCGCUAACAACAGGCUGAGCGUGCAGCGAGUGAGGAAGCCGCGCUGCUGUAAGGGACCUCAGGGGCUGCUGCCCCGAUUCUCCUCCCUACAAGCAGAUGGACAAGAACAACUAUUUUACUUAACAGACAAUAUCCACUCUGAAUAUUUCAUUGCAGUGGAGCUCAUAGACACCUACUGUGUGCUGAUCUCCUCCAAAGUGGUGUACUUCCUCAAGCCUGGAGAGUAUGCAGAUCGGGAAGCAAUUUUUCUGGAGGUCAAAUACGAUGAUCUUUAUCAUUGUCUGGUGUCCAAAGACCAUGGGAAGGUAUAUGUGCAGCUUACAAAGAAAGCUGAAAACAGCAGUAGCGGAGUGGCCAUUCCAGGUCCGUCACACCAGAAGCCUAUGGUUCAUGUGAAAAGCGAGAGCCUUGCCAUUAAGAUUUCACAAGAAAUCAAUUACGCCAAGAGCCUUUACUAUGAACAGCAGCUCAUGCUGCCUCCCAGUGAGAAUGAGGAUAGUCUAUUAUUGGACUCUUAACCAAACCGCCCCACAGGGUGGUAGGUGUUUCUCGCUCAUUUUUCAAUGGCCAUUUCAUUUUUUUCUGUUUCUGCGGAAGGACAGUAAUAAAUCAGCAAAGCGUGAUCACCCACUUAGGCCAGUCUACGGGAUGUGCUCACAGUGUGUGGUUUCUUCACUGAUGCAAAUAAUCUAGAGGGGCGGCUAUAAACCCUGGCAAGCACAGAUUUAAAUAUGAAUAUUUCAAUAUGCAAGUGUUUUAUCAAGUUCCCGUAUAAUUUUUUGGUUUGUUUGUUUUACAGUUGUUAAUAGAAUAACCGGUAUUUGUCGCUAGAUGUACACAGCUAGUCUGACACUGUAUAUGUUUAUGUAUAGAUUCUAUAUGUACAUACAUAGACACACACUAAAAGGAUGUUAUCUGCCAUGUAUAUAAAAUGUUGAAAUAUAUUAUAUAGAAUGAAAUUAAUAAUGGAUUGCUGUACAAAACUGCCUUUUUUAUCUGAAUAUGACAAUAGAGAUUAUGUGCACUGAUGUAAAUGUAGAGAACUGGAGCUGUUCUCCCAAUGGUUUGUGAACUAACAUUAACACACACAAACAUACAUGCACACUGGCACAAAACACAGAAUUGUAAAUAUUGUUUCAAUACAAGCAAUCCACCCUAAAAACGAAUUUGUUUUCCUCUCAAAUUAAUUUAUUUUUUUAUUUUCUGUAUUACAUUUAAUUUAACACGUUGCUUUAUAUGUAGUCAGACUGUAAGGUUGUUUGAAAAUCCAAGCUUUACACAUGAAACAUUUAACAUGGCCACAAAUAAAAUGUUAUGCAGUG